Molecule: messenger RNA, 374 nt
Organism: Trichoderma harzianum CBS 226.95
Lineage: Eukaryota; Fungi; Ascomycota; Sordariomycetes; Hypocreales; Hypocreaceae
Exons: 2
Coding region: 102-293 (63 amino acids)
Source: RefSeq, a predicted model, not a curated record
AAAGCUACAAGCCAAACACUUCUCGCUUUCUUCUGCUUGACCAUCUCUGCGACCAGAACUGUCACUGCUUUUGCCUCGACUUCUUGGUUUCUUGCCGGUCUAUGCCACCGGACGUUCUUCUGCUGAACAAAGCGUCUACUGCCUUCAGAGCCUUUCCCCCCAUUAUUAGUGGGAGUCACCACACACUCUCGUGCUGCCCACCCCCGAAUCUCCGUGUCACAGCCCACGCCACCGCAGCCUGCUGCUUAUGUGAAGGCACAGAAGCUGCUUCAGCCUUACUCUGUCUUACUUGAACCCUGGAUUUAUAAAACCAGGCCGACCCUCAGCUCGACUUCUCUUUUUUCCCCUCCUCUCCCCCUCCAUACACCUAUCAA